CGCGCACCCGAGGGGGUUCGGGCGGGGAAACGGCUCCGGCCCGGACCCCCCCUGCGGGAGCAGACGACGGGCGUGAGGGCGAGGCGGCGGCUGCGAACGAGGAGCUGCGGUCGCUGGGACCGUGUCUUCAGGUUUUCUUCACUUCAUCGUGAAUUGUAGCACAUCAGACUACACAAGGUGUCUUAGUUGAAGUUUCAUCAGUUGUAAAAUUAGAGAUUUGUAGACUACUGAAAAGAAGGCAUUUUCAGAGCCAGAGAUGUGAACUUAAAAACUCCUGGGCCAGGGUUCACAGACCAUAUUGAGAAAAUGACUGUGGUGUUGGAAGAUCAUUACUUUUGGAAAGCCGAUUAGCAUCAAUUCCUAAGAGAAAUUUGACCAUCAUUUGUUCUGGCAUGGCGCAAAGCAGUCCACAGCUUGAUAUUCAGGUUCUCCAUGAUCUUCGGCAACGUUUUCCUGAAAUUCCAGAGGGUGUGGUUUCUCAGUGCAUGUUACAGAAUAACAACAAUCUUGAAGCCUGUUGCCGAGCCCUUUCCCAGGAGAGUAGCAAAUACUUAUAUAUGGAAUACCAUAGUCCAGAUGACAAUAGAAUGAAUAGAAAUCGCCUUUUGCAUAUUAACCUGGGUAUACAUUCUCCUGGUAGCUACCACCCAGGAGAUGGAGCUCAACUUAAUGGUGGUCGAACACUGGUACAUAGCUCAAGUGAUGGACACAUUGAUCCACAGCAUACAGCAGGUAAACAGUUGAUUUGCUUAGUUCAGGAACCACACUCCGCUCCAGCUGUUGUGGCUGCUACUCCCAACUACAAUCCAUUUUUUAUGAAUGAACAGAACAGAAGUGCAGCUACUCCUCCUUCACAGCCACCUCAACAGCCAUCUUCCCUGCAAACAGGAAUGAAUCCAUCUGCUAUGCAAGGGCCUUCACCGCCGCCGCCACCACCUCCUUCAUACAUGCACAUACCUCGGUAUAGUACAAAUCCAAUUACUGUUACAGUGUCCCAAAACCUCCCUUCUGGACAGACUGUACCAAGAGCUUUACAGAUUCUUCCACAAAUUCCAAGCAAUCUCUAUGGGUCUCCUGGUUCUAUUUAUAUUAGACAGACAUCUCAGAGUUCAUCAGGAAGACAAACUCCUCAGAGUACGCCAUGGCAGUCCUCACCACAAGGCCCAGUGCCUCAUUAUAGCCAACGUCCUUUACCUGUUUAUCCACACCAACAGAACUAUCAACCUUCACAGUAUUCUCCCAAACAGCAGCAGAUUCCCCAGUCUGCUUACCAUUCACCUCCUCCUUCUCAGUGUCCUUCACCCUUCAGCUCUCCACAGCAUCAAGUACAACCUUCCCAGUUGGGCCACCCAAGCUCCCAUGUGUUUAUGCCACCUAGUCCUUCAACUACUCCACCCCAUCUAUAUCAACAAGGACCUCCUAGCUAUCAGAAACAGGGAAGCCACUCAGUAGCCUAUCUCCCAUACACAGCAUCUAGCUUACCCAAAGGUUCCAUGAAGAAGAUAGAAAUUACAGUUGAACCUCCUCAAAGACCUGGGACAACAAUUACUAGGAGUCCUUCACCCAUCAGUAAUCAACCCUCUCCUCGGAAUCAGCAUUCACUGUACACAGCCACCACGCCACCUUCAAGUUCUCCUUCAAGAGGGAUGUCUAGUCAACCAAAACCUCCAUUUAAUGUUAAUCCUGUGUAUAUUACAUAUACACAGCCAACUGGACCUUCAUGUGCUCCAUCGCCAUCUCCUCGGGUGAUACCAAACCCAACUACAGUUUUUAAAAUUACUGUAGGCCGAGCAACAACUGAAAAUCUUUUAAAUUUAGUGGACCAAGAAGAGCGCUCUGCAGCACCAGAACCUAUUCAGCCCAUUUCAGUGAUACCAGGCUCUGGGGGAGAAAAGGGAAGCCAUAAAUAUCAGAGGAGCUCUAGUUCUGGAUCAGAUGACUAUGCCUAUACACAAGCCUUGCUGUUACAUCAGCGAGCAAGGAUGGAGAGGUUAGCAAAGCAAUUGAAAGUUGAGAAAGAGGAGCUAGAGCGGUUGAAGGCUGAAGUUAAUGGUAUGGAGCACGACCUGAUGCAGAGACGCCUCAGAAGAGUCAGCUGCACCACUGCGAUCCCCACGCCUGAGGAAAUGACAAGAUUGAGAAGCAUGAACAGACAACUCCAGAUAAAUGUUGACUGUACACUGAAAGAAGUUGACCUCCUUCAAUCUAGAGGAAACUUUGAUCCAAAAGCCAUGAAUAAUUUUUAUGACAACAUAGAACCUGGUCCAGUUGUACCACCAAAACCAUCCAAGAAAGACUCCUCAGACCCCUGCACAAUUGAGAGAAAAGCUCGAAGAAUUAGUGUGACCUCCAAAGUACAGGCGGAUGUUCAUGACACCCAGGCAGCAGCUGCAGAUGAGAAUCUAACUGGCUCCACACACAGUCCUCGGAUACAACCCCGAGAUGAAGACUACGAAGGGGCUCCGUGGAAUUGUGACAGCUGCACCUUUCUUAACCACCCAGCACUAAAUCGCUGUGAGCAGUGUGAGAUGCCACGGUACACUUGAAUUCAGAAGAGUUGGCACCAGGUUAAGAGUGAAACUUUUUGAGCACCAUGAGAAAAGGAAACCUCAGGAGUCUAUUCAUCUGCCCAGCCUUUUCAUUUUCAAUUGCACAGGGGGGGGGUAGGAGGAGGAAUGGCACUGUGGUCACUGUGCUCACAAAAGGAAUAUGGUGAGGUCUUUCUUUUUUCCUUUCUUAACUCAUUGCAGAGUUAGAGGUAGAAAGGAAUACUUGAAACUGGGGAAGGAUUCACUCCUGAAAGAAUGUACACAGAGCUAAGUCAAGAGCUCUUCUGUGGAAUCCCAAUUGUUAAAGUUACUGCUGAGUGGCCCUUAUGUUUUUUUUGAAGUCAAACCUUGAAUGAUAUUAUGAAAAGUUAACAGUUUAUGCAGACAAACUGUGAAUUCCAGAGUAGGCUUACCUGGCCACAGCUCUCUGGAAAACCAAGGCUCCCUGUGCUUCUUCCCAUGCUUCCUAUGAAGAGAAGGACAGGAAAAAGCACCCAGAAUAUGAUUUUUUUUUUUUGCAAAAUAAUAGAGAUAUUUUUAAUUGCUGCUUUUUUUCAGGGGUAAUUUCAAACACAAACAAUAUGUUUUAAAAUGUGAUUUGUAGCAGUCAGGAAUUAGGCAUAUUAUGCCCAUCAUUGGAAAGUACAAUCAGAGGUGGUAAGAUCCCUUUGGCUUGUACAAGGUUUCAUCAAGCUAUAUCAACACUGGUAACUAAGACCUGAUUAUGCCAUAUAAGAGAUAUAUUUUUAAGUUACUGUAUGCUUUUAUUAGGCCGUUUUAAAAAAUAACAAAUCCUUACAAAGUAUGAUUUUAUAAAUGACAUUCUUGUAAAACUGCGCUUUGCCAAUAGCACAGUGAAUGUAUGCCAAAUGCAAGUCCAUUCCAAAAUCUAUUUGGAAAUCUUGAGCUCAGCUGUGGUUCUUAAGAAAUGUUUGCAGUUCAUAGGGCUUUUUUUUUUGCCUCCUUCCAAUUUUGUGAUGAAUUCAUGAUGUUUACAGCACAGAUAAUACUUUGUGCCAUAAUCCUAAUUUAGCUGAAGAAAAAAAAUCAAUAUUAGCUGUUCAAUAAAGAUUUAUUUACACAUAUGU
Marmota flaviventris (yellow-bellied marmot) is the source of this 3637-nucleotide messenger RNA. It is a transcript of the gene Tab3, whose product is annotated as TGF-beta activated kinase 1 (MAP3K7) binding protein 3. NCBI's taxonomy places the organism in Eukaryota, Metazoa, Chordata, Mammalia, Rodentia, Sciuridae. Gene Ontology annotation, biological process: positive regulation of canonical NF-kappaB signal transduction. The record is from RefSeq and is a predicted model, not a curated record. Gene Ontology annotation, cellular component: extracellular exosome. Gene Ontology annotation, molecular function: ubiquitin binding.